Striga hermonthica is the source of this 498-nucleotide messenger RNA. The record is from the annotation of a GenBank genome assembly. Lineage: Eukaryota; Viridiplantae; Streptophyta; Magnoliopsida; Lamiales; Orobanchaceae.
AUGACAAUUAUCCCCUGCUACGCCAUCACUCUCAUUCUCCUCCUCCUCCUGCCGGCUGCAACCGCCGCCUACCGGCAGCGGAACGAAAUCCAACAGUUCACGGCCGUCCAGAACGCGGCCCGGGCCGCCCUUGGGCUCCGCCCACUCGUGUGGGACCCAAAGAUCGCGCGUUACGCGGCCCGUUACGCGGGCCUGAGACGGGCCAACUGCGCCCUCGUGCACUCAAACGGGCCGUACGGCGAGAACAUCUUCUGGGGCAGCGGUGAUGGGUGGACGCCGGUCCAGGCUGCCGCCGCGUGGGUUUCUGAGCGGCACGGCUACAGGUACCGCUCGAACUCGUGCGCCAACGGGGAGGAGUGCGGGCAUUACACGCAGAUAGUGUGGCGGGCCACGACCCGGGUCGGGUGCGCCCGGGCCGUGUGUUAUGGAAGAAAAGGUGUUUUCAUGAUUUGUAACUACGACCCGCCCGGGAAUUACAUAGGGGAGAGGCCAUACUGA